AUGUCAUCCUCACCUCCCUAUACGCUAGAAACUCCUGUACCAGACUCUCCGUCGGUUCGCCGAAGACGAUACCACUUUUCGACUCAAUGCGCUACAGUUGAGAACCCGGAACAAAAAGACCAAUAUGGGUCGAGCUCGGUCCCGAUCUAUCAAACCGCGACGUUUAAAGGAAUGGGCGGCGCGUACGAUUAUUCUCGGAGCGGCAAUCCUACACGAAGUCAUUUGGAACAUCACCUGGCAAAGAUUUCGAGUGCAAGGCAUGCGUUUGCUGUGUCCUCGGGAAUGGCGGCUUUGGAUAUUAUUACGCGAUUGCUCAAGCCCGGGGACGAGGUUAUUGCCGGAGAUGAUCUCUACGGGGGCACGAACCGACUCUUGAACUAUCUCAGAACUCACAGCGGAGUCGUUGUCCAUCACGUCGAUACCACUAAUCCCGAUUCUCUCCGUCCUGUACUAUCCGACAAAACGGCGUUGGUACUACUCGAGUCUCCUACCAACCCUUUGCUCAAGAUUGCCGACCUUGCUUACCUCGCCUCGAGCGUGACGGCACAGAACCCGAAUGCGCUCGUGGUGGUCGACAACACGAUGAUGAGCCCGUACCUGCAACGCCCACUCGAGCACGGAGCCCAUAUCGUAUACGACAGUGGCACCAAGUACCUCUCUGGCCACCACGACCUCAUGGCCGGCGUAAUCGUGUGUAACCGCGACGACAUUGCCAAGCAGAUCGCAUUUACAAUUAAUUCGGUCGGAAACGCCCUGGCUCCCGUUGACGCGUUCUUGCUCCUCCGGGGCAUCAAAACACUUGCCAUCCGUAUGGACAGACAGCAAGCCACCGCUCGUCUCGUCGCUUCCCACCUCCAGCGCCUAGGGUUCCAAGUAUUUUACCCUGGGCUGGCCGACCACCCCAACCGUAUUAUUCAUGAAAAAAUCGCCAGUGGGCCAGGCGCGGUUCUAAGCUUUGUAACGGGCGACAAGUCUCUUAGCGAACGGAUCGUCGGCGCUACUCGUCUGUGGGGAAUCAGCGUCUCGUUUGGUGCCGUGAAUUCGCUCAUUAGCAUGCCGUGUCUCAUGUCCCAUGCGUCCAUCGACUCGGCUACGCGAGCCGCUCGAGGCUUGCCCGAGGAUUUGAUCCGACUAUGCGUAGGAAUCGAAGACCCAACGGAUUUAAUCGACGAUCUCGACGAAGCAUUAUUAGAUGCUGGGGCAGUCGUGAGGGACAGCGUAGGGAACUAUGUCAGAGUGCGGAAUGGUGAAAAGGGGAUGAUCGGGCGCGCAGUAGAAAAACUCGGUCAGGCCGUCGAGGGAAUUGGACUUACGACGGGUCUGGAGCCUAACCCGGCCGAGCGACCUUGGUUGGUUAGUGCACCCGGCAAGGUGAUCCUGUUUGGAGAACAUGCAGUUGUCCAUGGAGUGACUGCGAUCGCCGCCUCGGUUGACCUACGGUGCUAUGCGUUCUCGACACCUCUUCCGCCUUCAUCACACACCAUCUCCCUUACCCUCUCCGAUCUCGACUCUAAAGCUAUCUCGUGGGAUACACAAACUCUUCCUUGGGAAGCCGCUACCACUCUCUCAGCAACUCCAACCCCCUUUACACUCGAUGCGAAACUUGUAGCAGCGCUGGAAGGAAUUUUAGAUAAACAGGGCGUACAGGGACGCCUGCGAAAUGCCAGCUUGGCGUUCCUCUACUUGUACAUGUCCAUGAGCGGGGACAUCAGGCCGACAUGCUCAAUAACCACCCGUUCUGCACUUCCUAUCGGCGCAGGGCUCGGCUCUUCGGCAUCAUAUAGUACGACCAUCUCUCUUUUACUCUUGCUCCUCACAUCUCGCCUCUCGUUGCCCUCGGAGCCUGCCCCGACAUCCGACUCGCACUUGCACAUUUCCCAUGCUGGUCGACGAGCCUUGACGCAGGGUUUCGCGGCCGAAGUCAACGCAUGGGCAUUCAUUGCCGAGACGGUCCUACAUGGGAAUCCAAGCGGGGUGGACAAUACCGUUGCUGUCUUUGGUGGAGGACUUGGUUUUACGAGGGAUGGAUUCGGAGAGAGGAAAGGCGUGGAACUUAUCCCUGCCUUCAAGAGCAUUCGAUUCCUUCUCACAGACUCCCAAGUCCCACGAGAUACCAAAAAAUUAGUUGCUGGCGUCGGACAGAUGAAAGCCGACCGACCGGCGCUUGUUACAGAGAUCUUGAAUCGUAUCCAGGCGAUUAGCGAUGAGGCUCAGCGGGCACUUGGGGACCCCGAACUGGAGAGGGGGAAGAUGUUGGCUGGAAUCGAGGCGCUCAUGGAUGAGAACCAUGGGCAUCUCGUCACGCUCGGUGUCUCGCAUCCCGUUUUGGAGCAAAUCAAGAAUAUCACUGCUAAGCAUGAGUACGGACUACAUACCAAGUUGACUGGCGCAGGAGGGGGCGGGUGCGCAGUAACAUUAAUUCCGGAUGACUUUUCCGAAUCUAAAAUGACCUCUCUCAUAAACGACCUCCGCUCGGCAGGAUUCGUUCCUUACAACACGGCAGUUGGAGGAUCCGGACUGGGAGUAUUCCAUCCUCAUGCUGCACAAGGUCGACCUGGCCCCGCCGAGCAAACGUCAGAAGCAGGCGAGUCGUUUUCAAAGGUUGAGACUGGGGACCUUGCUGCGUGGGCCGAGGGAGUGGGCCGGUGGUUGUAUGUCUAG
Rhizoctonia solani is the source of this 2661-nucleotide messenger RNA. Its product is annotated as Cys/Met metabolism PLP-dependent enzyme. Gene Ontology annotation, cellular component: cytoplasm. The record is from RefSeq and is a predicted model, not a curated record. Gene Ontology annotation, molecular function: mevalonate kinase activity; ATP binding; pyridoxal phosphate binding. NCBI's taxonomy places the organism in Eukaryota, Fungi, Basidiomycota, Agaricomycetes, Cantharellales, Ceratobasidiaceae. The transcript is spliced from 7 exons. Bases 1 to 2661 code for a protein of 886 amino acids. Gene Ontology annotation, biological process: isoprenoid biosynthetic process; transsulfuration; 'de novo' L-methionine biosynthetic process.